Pararge aegeria (speckled wood butterfly) is the source of this 1101-nucleotide messenger RNA. Its product is annotated as acyl-CoA Delta(11) desaturase-like. Lineage: Eukaryota; Metazoa; Arthropoda; Insecta; Lepidoptera; Nymphalidae. Bases 1 to 1101 code for a protein of 366 amino acids. Gene Ontology annotation, cellular component: endoplasmic reticulum membrane. Gene Ontology annotation, biological process: unsaturated fatty acid biosynthetic process. The record is from RefSeq and is a predicted model, not a curated record. Gene Ontology annotation, molecular function: iron ion binding; stearoyl-CoA 9-desaturase activity. The transcript is spliced from 5 exons.
AUGGCUCCAGCAGUCACCGUAACAAGAGUAUUAGCAACACAAAAGCCGAUUUAUGACAACUACAUUAUUAGAGAACAUAAUAUAAAUAAUAUUUUGCGAGACAAUUGCAAAAACAAUGAUGUUGCAGCACACAAAGUUUUAGAUUAUUACGAUGAGGCCUUACCUAAAAAUGACCCGAAAUUUCUUGCACCCUUAAGAAAAUGGGAAAAGCGGAUGGGCUUCGUGACACCACUCCGAUGGAUAAACAUUAUUGGCGUAUUGUUGUUCCACUUAAUAACUUUAUUAUACUUAUUAUACCAAUUUGUAAUGGGAGAAUGGCCUACAUGGCAAAGUUAUCUGCUUGAAUCUUUUCUUGGAGGAGUGAGCGGGUUUGGCGUAACUGCAGGUGCUCAUCGGUACUGGACGCACAGAUCAUUUAAAGCUACUACACCACUAAGAAUAAUUCUCAUGCUCUGUUUUUCCGUAUCGGGUCAGAACCAGAUAUUUAAUUGGGUAAGAGACCAUCGCGUCCAUCACAAAAUGUCCGAGACGUUAGCAGAUCCCCACAAUGCGCAACGAGGGUUCUUCUUCGCCCAUGUUGGCUGGUUUUUAAUGAAAAAACAUCCCAUUACCGUCAAUGAAGGAAAUAAGCUGGAUAUGAGUGAUAUUCUCGACGACCCAUUAGUCAAGUUCCAUUCCAAGUACUUCAAUUUUUUUAAAAUAACAUUGUGUUUCAUUCUACCUACUUUAACUAAAAUUAUAUUAUGGAACGAAACGUGGAAGGGCGCCAUUGGUACUACGUUAAUACGAUAUUUGUUGAGCGUCAACUUCACCUGGUCGGUGAACAGUUUUGCACAUCUGUGGGGAAACAGACCCUAUGACAGAAAUAUAAUGCCAGCUGAAAGUUGGAAAGUGUCAUUUGUUGCAAUGGGAGAAGGCUGGCACAACUAUCACCACACCUUUCCAUGGGACUACAAAGCGGCGGAGCUUUCUUAUUUUCUGAACGUUACUACGAUGUACAUAGACUUGUUUGCGGCCCUGGGUUGGGCAUAUGACUUGAAGAAGGCGUCGCCAUCCCUUAUUGAAGCAAUUGUAAGGAAAAGAGGACUUAAAAAUAGAUAG